This is a messenger RNA of Nematolebias whitei (Rio pearlfish), 960 nucleotides long. It is a transcript of the gene sox32, whose product is annotated as SRY-box transcription factor 32. Bases 1 to 960 code for a protein of 319 amino acids. The record is from RefSeq and is a predicted model, not a curated record. Gene Ontology annotation, biological process: anatomical structure morphogenesis; regulation of DNA-templated transcription; cell differentiation. Lineage: Eukaryota; Metazoa; Chordata; Actinopteri; Cyprinodontiformes; Rivulidae. Gene Ontology annotation, molecular function: DNA-binding transcription factor activity, RNA polymerase II-specific; RNA polymerase II cis-regulatory region sequence-specific DNA binding. The transcript is spliced from 2 exons.
AUGACAGCGGCCUGCGGCUCAUCCCCGCAGGUAACCAUGCGUUUCAGCCAGGACCCCGCGCGCUUCCAGCUCUGCGCAAAGCGCGCGGACGGCGACGAUCUGGACGGAGAGCAGAUGCACGAGGCGCGCUGCCCGAGCUCCGGGCCUCCCAGUCCGCUCUCCGUCAACUCGGACUCCAGCUGCGCCAGCCCGGAGGCCAAGCGUGGCCCCGCACCGCAGAGGGUCAGGAGGCCCCUGAACGCAUUCAUCAUCUGGACCAAAGAGGAGCGCAGGCGGCUGGCGCAGCUCAACCCAGAGCUGGAGAACACGGAUCUGAGCAAAAUACUCGGAAAGACAUGGAAGUCCAUGUCCUUGGCUGAGAAGCGUCCCUACAUGCAGGAAGCUGAACGCCUGAGGGUCCAGCACACCAUCGACUACCCCAACUACAAGUACAAGCCUCGCAGGAGGAAGCAGCUGAAGAAGAGCUCCAAGCCGCAGCCUGCAGAAAGUUCUCCACCCUGCUCAGGCUUCGGUGUCCCCUGCAGCCUCACGUGUCUGCUCCAGAACCAGCAGACUCUCCAGAACUCCACACCUUUCUCGCUCCAUGGCAGCUACAGAAACCGCUCAGGUUUUCCACAGUCAGACGCAGCAGAAACGUUCCCAAACAACCCCGGCGUGCACUCAAACCCUCCCGUGCACCAAGCAGAACCUCAGGUGUACUUCGGAUCCCAGUUUGGACACGUGCAGCAUGGGUUGCCCACUCCUGCAGGUCAAGUCACAGAGCAAGGGGAGUCCAGGGUUUACGGGCUGCAGUCAUGCUCAGCAGGGCCUUCGUUAGAGUUUUAUUUGGAGCAGGUCCAGCUGGACAUGCUGUACGACCUGGACCGCAGCGAGUUCGAACAGUACCUGGGUCCAGACCAUCACAGGCCUGGACCAGCAGACCAGCAGCAGAGCAGCCGAGGAGGACACUCAGUAUCAUAA